AUGGAAUUGUGCUUGCAUGAUAAAACUCAUCAAGAAUAUCCUUGCAGGGGAAGGAUCGUUAUGGGUUGCAUGGAUCAAGAAUUAUAUUUUAAAGGACAAGAAUUUUUGGCAGAUCGAAGAAGGCCCCAAAUUCAGCUGGAGUUUCAACAAACUUCUCAACUACGAGCUGAAGCAUUACCAGUUAUCUCGAACAGGACCUUAACUAUAAGAGAAAUCUGGCAGGAAAUUAGGAUUAAUGGGGAAAAAGUUCCUUGGCAAUCCUUGAUUUGGUUCCCAUUACAUAUACCAAAGCACAGUAUGAUAGCAUGGAUGGCUCUCCUUGACCGUCUCCCUACUCGCUACCGUUUACAGCGAAUGGGGAUUUUAACCGCUGGAAACUGUGUUCUCUGCAGUGAUGCUCUGGAAUCAUGUUCCCAUCUGUUCUUUGAAUGCUUCAUUGCUACUCAAUUAUGGGAGAAAAUCUUACAUCAUAAUGGGAUCACGAAAUCUAUUUCUUCUUGGGAUGACAUGGUUGAUCGGGCUAGCAACACUUGGAAAGUUUCUGCUUUCUUGAGUAAUAAAAUUCGAAUUUUCCAUAGUCGGACUUUUGGCAACGGAACUGGCUGA
Hibiscus syriacus is the source of this 606-nucleotide messenger RNA. RefSeq lists its product as uncharacterized. NCBI's taxonomy places the organism in Eukaryota, Viridiplantae, Streptophyta, Magnoliopsida, Malvales, Malvaceae. The record is from RefSeq and is a predicted model, not a curated record. The transcript is spliced from 2 exons. The coding region runs from base 1 to 606 and encodes 201 amino acids.